Molecule: messenger RNA, 8917 nt
Organism: Labrus mixtus (cuckoo wrasse)
Lineage: Eukaryota; Metazoa; Chordata; Actinopteri; Labriformes; Labridae
Gene: myo15ab
Product: myosin XVAb
Exons: 71
Cellular component (GO): cytoskeleton; myosin complex
Molecular function (GO): ATP binding; cytoskeletal motor activity; protein binding
Source: RefSeq, a predicted model, not a curated record
AUGGGACGCCGUAACCCCUAUGAACCAGCUGGCCCUCAGCUCCACCACGCUCUUCAACAAAACCCAAAUCUUCGCCAAGCAUCUUAUCAGACACCUAUGCAACUCAGACGAUCCCCAUAUAGACCCCAGCCACCUUCUUCACCAAUGUUAGGAAGGGCCCUGCAAAACCCGCAGAUGAUGCAGGCAUCUUACCGUCUGCCAGAUGGAACCUUGGUGUCACCAUACCUAGAAACACCUUCCUCCCCAAUGCUCGGACAUGCCUUGCAAAACCAACAAGUCCGUGGAGCCUCGUACACCUUGCCUGAUGGAUCAGUAAUCAGGGACCCACGUGUACCCCAGAAGCCCAUGUCUCCUAACCUCUCAAAAGCUCUACAGAACCAGGAUCUCAGGCGUGCUACAUACACCCUCCCUGAUGGCACCAUUAUCGACCCUAGACAACAAGCUCUCAAUAACGCAGCACUGAAAGGAGCUUCUUACACCCUCCCAGAUGGAACUAUUAUAGUAGACCCAAGGAAGCCCAAAAGCCCCAACUUAACCGCUGCCCUGCAGAAUCCUUAUCUAAAGGGUGUCUCUUACACACUGCCAGAUGGAACCAUCAUCAUUGACCCACGAAAACCAACUGCCCCUGACCUAUCUAAAGCUCUUGCAAAUGAGAACCUUCGCAAUGCUUCAUUCCAGCUCUCUGAUGGUUCCUUGGUUAUUCCAGGCCAGAAGCCAUCCACUCCUAACCUUACCGCUGCCCUGAGGCACAACCAGGCAAUGCGGUCUACAGGACUUUAUAAUCUGUCACAGAAUUCUGUAUUCUCUGGUGCCCCAAAACCAUCCACUCCAAACAUUAGCCGUGUACUGAAGAAAGACGACUUUCAAGGUGUCCAGUUCAGGUUGCCAGAUGGCUCUCUUCUCACCCGUCGGUUCCACAACCCAAGCCUGUCUAAUGCCAUCCAAAACCAGCAGCUUCGCUAUGCCUCAUACAGGGUGCCAAUAGGCUUGCAGGGAGAGGAUAAUCGCUAUGCUGUGGUUCCACCCUAUGGGCCUAGCUCAGGACACUGGGCUAGGAAUGCUUGUGGUGGAGGGGAAGGAGGGGAAGAUGUUUGGGCAGCUGAGAGGGUUUUACCACACGGGACGGUUCAGAAUCUGUCAAAGUGGUCCAUGUACAGAGAAGAUGGGGUGUUGGAAGGAUAUUCACCUACACCUCGAGGUGUGGAUGGACAGCCUCUGGACACAAACUGGACUCCUGAGAGAGAGAGAGUACCUGGUCAAAGCUGGUAUGACAAGAUCUACUCUAUCCUUAGCAUGCCCACAACAGGCCACAGGGUGAAAAACUGGGCAGAGGGAAUGGAGGACAUGACACAGCUGCCUGAGCUGAAUGAGACCACAGUUCUGAUGAACCUGAAGAAGCGUUACGACCAGGAACUUGUAUAUACUUAUAUCGGCAGCAUCUUGGUGUCUGUGAAUCCCUACAAGCUGCUGAACAUUUAUGGCACAGACAUGGUGCUUCAGUACGAGGGCCACGGCCUGAGUGACAACCCUCCUCAUCUUUUUGCCAUUGCUAAUCUCUCAUAUACUACCAUGAUGGAUGCCAAAAAGGAUCAGUGUAUUGUGAUCAGUGGAGAAAGUGGGUCAGGAAAGACUGAAGCCACUAAACUGAUCCUGCGUUACCUGACAGCCAUACAUCACAAAAGCAACGUCACACAACAGAUAGAGAUCCUAGAGGCCACGCCCCUGCUGGAGUCUUUUGGGAAUGCCAAAACAGUGCGCAAUGACAACUCUUCCCGUUUUGGCAAGUAUACACAGAUCUUCAUGGAGGGGGGUGUUAUCAGCGGUGCCAUAACGUCUCAGUACCUUUUGGAGAAGUCUCGAAUCGUCUUUCAGGCCAAAUCAGAAAGAAACUAUCACAUCUUCUACGAGAUGUUGGCAGGUCUUCCUCCUCAUGAGAAGAGCGCUCUGUAUCUGCAGGAGGCUGAGACUUACUACUAUCUGAAUCAGGGAGGGGAUUGUACCAUAGAGGGCAAAGAUGAUGGGGAGGACUUUAGGCGUCUGCUGAGUGCCAUGGACAUCCUAUGUUUCACCCCAGAGGAGCUAAACGGCAUCUACAGGCUGUUGUCCUCUGUCCUCCAUCUAGGGAAUGUCUACUUCCAGCCACAUCAGGCCGAGGGUCAGGAGGUUGCGUCGGUAGUAAGCGCUCAGGAGCUCCGAGUGGUCGCCGAGCUACUGCAGGUCUCACCUGACGGCCUGCAGAAGUCUUUCACCUUCAAGAUGACUGAUACAGUAAGAGAGAAGAUCCUCACUCCGCUUACAGUUGAGAGUGCUGUGGAUGCCAGAGAUGCCGUUGCCAAGAUCCUCUACUCGCUGCUGUUUAGUUGGCUGACAGAGCGCAUCAACGGAAGGGUCUACCCUCGCAACGAAGCCCUCUCUAUCUCCAUAUUGGACAUUUAUGGGUUUGAGGAGCUACAGGUGAACAGUUUUGAGCAGCUGUGCAUCAACUAUGCCAACGAAACUUUGCAGUUCUACUUUAACAGGGUCAUCUUCCAGGAGGAGCAGGAGGAGUACAUGCGGGAGCAGAUCCAGUGGCAGCAGCAGCCCUUCAGCCACAACCAGGCCUGCCUUGACCUCAUUGCUGCAAAGCCUCAUGGGAUACUGCGUAUACUGGACGAUCAGUGCGGUUUCCCUCAGGCAACGGACCACACUUUCCUUCAGAAGUGCCACUAUCACCAUGGAAAUGACCCGCUGUAUGCCAGGCCAAAGAUGCCACUGCCAGAGUUCACACUGAAUCACUACGCUGGGAAGGUCACAUAUCAGGUACACAAAUUCUUGGAUAAGAACUUUGACAUGGUCCGCCAGGAUGUGUUAGACCUCUUCAUCCAAAGCAAGAACAGAAUGAUAUCUAGCCUCUUCCUGAAGCACUCAGAGUCCGUGUCUCAGCAGCGGUCUAACGUGCGGCGCAGCAGCGCAGCUCGCCGUUACCAGGCCAACACGGUCAGCUCAAAGUUCCAGGGCAGCCUGCAGGAGCUGCUGGAGAAGAUGGAAAGGUGUAACCCUUAUUUUGUGCGAUGCAUCAAACCAAACCAUCAUAAGGAGCCAGGGGGGUUUGACAUGAAGCUGGUCAACACUCAGCUACAUUACUCUGGUAUCAUAGAGACCAUCCAUAUCAGGAAGGAGGGUUAUCCAAUCAGAUUGCACUUUCACAGCUUCCUAUCAAGGUAUAAAGCCCUGCUCUGCCUGAAGGAUCCUCCACCUGCAGACGGAGAAAACUGUGUCAUCAUGCUCCACAGGCUCGGUCCAGUCAAGAGUGGCUCGUACCAGCUGGGAGUCAGUAAGAUUUUCCUGAAGGAGGAGCUGUAUCAACUGUUGGAGGGGAAGCGUGACCGUUUACUGAACAUUGCCGCCAUGACGCUGCAGAGAUACAGCCGUAUGGUUUUUGUCCGGAAAAACUUUAAGAAGUUCAGGUGGCGUGUGACCCUGUUUGAGGCUUGCUGCAAAGGCUACCUUGCCAGAAAGAGGUUUGGGCUUAGGAGGAAGUACCUCAUCAGGUUUCGCUCCGCCGUGCUGCUCAUCGUCAACCGCCAGCGCUGCAUGAGGGAUCGCAUCAACAGAGAAGUGGUGAAUGUGACAACAUUGCCUAUCCCUGCUGAGCUAGCAGCAUUGCUACAAGCCGCGUCAGGCGGCGAGGAGCUGCAUUCGGACUGCUUGGCUGUGGUCCAGGCUCCAAAGGUUCAGGUUGACCCCCAGCUGACCCUGCCCCUGGACAUCAACAACUACCUCAUGACACACUACAUAAGGGCCAUAUUUCGGGAGCCGUUGUUUGGGAUGCUGACAGCCCCGCUGGAGAGUACUCUGAUUAGAAUGGAUGAGGAACUAAAAGAAGGAGCCCUGAAUGUUUUCAUCCUGAUAUUAAGAUUUAUGGGUGACCCUGACUUGAAUGGGGCUCAGGAGAAUCUGUUUGGGAACUACAUCAUCCAGAGAGGACUUGCCAAUCCCAACCUCCGGGAUGAAAUCCUGGCUCAGGUAGCCAAUCAGGUUUGGAGGAAUCCUAACAUUUUGAAUUCAGAGCGUGGUUGGCUUCUACUCUCUUCCUGUCUCUCUGCCUUUCUGCCCUCUCAAAGACUGGCCAAGUACCUGCUCAAAUUUGUGUCUGACUACGGGCCGGAGGGCUACGACUGUGUGUGUCAGCAUCGUCUGCUUCAGGCUCUGCAGCGGCUGAAUGUUGGGCCGGAGUACGUCAGGACGUACCCGCCCUGUCUCCUCGAGUGGACCGCCAAUCGCAAGAGAGCUCACACUGUUCUGCACAUACACUGCUUCGAUGCUGUGUCCCUCCUGUGUCCUCUGCACUCUUGGACAACAGGAGAGGAAAUGGCCAAAGACAUUUUACAACACAGGGGUGUGGUGGACGGCCGUCGAGGCUGGUCUGUGCUGCUGAAGGAGCCGGCUCAGUGGGUAGAGCUGGAGGGAUCAGACUAUGUUCUGGAUCUGAUGUCGGACCUGGAGCUUCCCACAGACUUCCCUAAACACAGCAGCUACUUCAUCAUCUCUGCACAGGAACCGUCCAGAGUGCGGCCCAAUGCCAGCAUAAGCCUGCUGGGUGGUGGAUUUGACAUAAAUGGUGAUGUCAUGUCUUCAGCUUUUCCCGGCUCGGAUGGACGAGGUAGACCUUGAAGCGCUCUCCCCUCCUCUUCUGUCACAGACUUUGAGCCUCAGAGAGGGAUGGAUCGUUAUCUUGACAGCCUGUUUGACCCGGUACUGUCUGACGGCGCUGCAGAAUUGGAAUCAGCUGCAGGACUGUCCAGCAGGAUGAAGGGAGCGGGGGGAGUCGGAGGGGGGUGGCAACAGCAAGGACAGUCGACGGGACAUCAACCUCCACCCGGUGCUGUGAGAGUCCUUCCUGUGGGAGGUGUGAUGUCGCCUCCUGUUGCCGCUGUGGCACCUGUAACACCUGAUGCCCAGCAGGCUGUUUUAGCCCAGCAGCAGCAGGCGAUUGUGAACCAGCAGGCCGUCAUCAUGGCCCAGCAGAUGACCAUGCAGGCCAUGGCCAUCGUCAGCAGCCCAGUCACAAGUCCACCCACUUCCCCAAUCACAAGCCCACCAAUGAGUCCUCUGCUCCAUCACCCUCCCAGCCCGUACGCCCCAGCCUAUGCUGUCAUACCCCCAAGUCCAUACGCUAACAUCCCACCCAGCCCCUAUGCUAACUUCAGUCCCACUCCUUACUCUGACGCAAACAUCCUGCCCAGGCCCUAUCCUCCAACCACUCAACAGGAACAAGCCACUGAGCCCCGGACUCACCCUGCAGCUCAGCCUCAGGCCUCCCACCCUAACCCCAACCCCAACCCUCAGCCCGGCCCCUUCAAAACCAACAAAACUGAGGCAGCAGGGCCUAAAGCCAACGUUGCUGCACAGGUUCAGUCAGAUAAGGACAGUGUCCCUCGGAGGAAAGCUCCCGGGGUCCCCAUGAACAAGGAUAAACCAGCCAGAAAGUUUGCCCCAGUGGUGAUGUCUCCUCCACCCCCUGCUGGAGAAGUGGUGAAGUACUCACCUCAGACUUCAGAUCACAUCGUCCCCAGCCAAGACAUCCAAGACAUCAUCAAAAGGUACAACUCCCCUCCUCCGCCUCCAGACGUGCUGCCACCUGGCAAGAGGAGACCAGAGGGAAAGUUUCAGAAGAAGCAAACUGCUCGGGACGAAGCGUUACAAAUCCUCAAACCCCAGAUGGACCACCCUCCUGCUCCCCAGCCCAAAUGUCCUGUUCCCCCCUCCCGGUCUGCGUCUGCAAUGAAAGAAGCGGGAUUUAAACCCACCAAGAGCACAAGGACAAGAGCGCCUGAUCGCCCUCUUCCAAAGCCUCCUCCAGUGUCUCGAGAGCUUCCUGUAGAGGCAGAGAGCAUCCUUACACAGCUUCAUCAGAGCUCCAAUAAAGAGCACUACACCUACACUAAUGUUCCCUGGAGACUCUACCUCAGGAAGGAGGUUUUUUAUCCCAAAGACAGUUUCAACAAUCCUCUGGUGCUAGAUCUCAUUUUCAAACAGAUAGUGAACGACACUUUGUCGGAGGCGUGUGUUCGCAUCACCCGGGAUGAAAGGCAGAAAAUGAAAGCUCUGUUCGCUAAACACGGGGUAGAGCAGAACAUGGAUCCAGUGGAGGAGCAUGUAAAGAAAAGAGUUGUCACAGCAGCAAGGGAAACAUGGGAAAUAUACUUCUCCCGUCUGUUCCCUGCAUCGGGUAGUGUAGGAACAGGUGUGCAGGUGUUGUCAGUGUCCCACAGUGGUAUUAAGCUGCUGAAGACGGUAAAAAGCAGCGCUGCAGCCCCGGACUACUUCAGAGUGCUCCGACCCUACACCUAUGCAGACAUCCUGUUUGUCACCAUCCCCUCUGAGAACAUGCUGGAGUUCAAUCUGACCAACGAGAAACUCAUCCUGUUCUCAGCAAAGGCAACGCAGGUCAAAUAUCUCAUAGACACCUUCAUCAAUGAGAUUAAAAAGGACUCAGACUAUGUGAUUGCAGAGCGAAACUUUGUGACAGACGACAGGUCGAUGCUCAAUUUUCACAAAGGUGACAUCAUUAGGCUGCAGGUUAUGGAUGGGCUAGAGAAAGGCUACAGUUACGGCUGUGUGGUGAGAAAAAAGGUUGUGUUUUUGGAGGAUCUGAAGAGGGACACUCAGGACUUUGGUUGGAAGUUUGGUGCUGUGUUUAGCCGCUCUGGGGCUUUCCCGACUGAAUGCGUACAUCCCAUCGCUGCUCCUGACUUCCUGUCGCUGCCACUCGACCGCAAGGCCGAGCCCCGAGGAGGAGCUGGACAAUUUGCUGUGUCAUCAGCUGUUGCUGUUGCCGUGGCAUCCACCAUGGCUGCACAUGAGAUAGAUCAAACAAUAGAGAGGGUUUCCCUCGACGGCUUCGCUGAUGGAGAUCUGGAUGAGAGGGUACUGCAGGACAGUAAAUAUGACAUGUUGGAGUUUGCCAAGAAGUACUUCAGACAGCCAUCCAACAAGAAGGGAGAUUCCCUGAAGAAUAAAAGCAAGACCAGAGACUCCAGAGAGCCCACCGAGAUGAUCAAGUUCUCAAAGACUCCUCUGACUGAGUCUCUGAUAGAGUUUACAGAUGUAGCCAUGAGCAGAGUGUCAGCUGACCUAUGUCUGUCCGUGAUGCGUUUCAUGGGUGACUCUCCAUUAAGGGGAUCAACAGAACAGGAGGUGGUCAGCACUUUCCUGAAGCUCAUCAGAGAGUUCACCUUGAUGCGGGAUGAGGCUUACUGCCAGCUCCUCAGACAGCUUACUGCUAACACCAGCUCCAAACCCGAUAGCUGCCUUCGAGGAUGGAGGCUGCUGUACAUCCUGACCGCCUUCCAUCGCUGCUCUGAGGUCCUCAAACCCUUCCUGCUGAAAUACCUGCAGCAGGCUUCUCGCAGUGCUGGGGCUCAGUAUCAGGGCAUUGCUAAAGCAUGCGAACAGAACCUUAAGAAGACGUUCCGGUAUGGUGGCCGCCUUGUUCCACCCAACAGCAUGGAGCUGAAGGCAAUGCUGGCAGGACGGAGCUCAAAACGACAGCUGUUUCUCUUUCCAGGAGGCAUUGAACGUCAUGCCAAAAUCAAAACGUGCUCUGUCGCCCUGGAGGUGAUUGAGGAGCUGUGUUAUGAGAUGGGUUUACACAGACUGGAGGCCAUGGAAGAAUAUGCCAUAUUUCUAGUGACAAACAGAGGUCAGAAUGUGCGUCCUCUUAACAAACAUGAGUACAUCCUGGAUGUUGCGACAGAGGCCGAGGUCGUCGACACCAACUACAGCUUCUGGUUCAGAAGAGUCAUCUGGACUCAACCACUCAAGUUUGAUAAUGAGCUUUGUGUCGCCAUGCACUAUAACCAGAUCCUGCCAGACUACCGUAAAGGCCUGCUGAAUGUUCUUCCACAUGGGAAAGUGAGCGACCAGCAGUUCCAUCAAAUCUCCAAACUGGCAGCUCUGCAGCACAGAGCUAAAGACAUCAUCUUCAUCCCCAGCAUACACGAGUUAUCUGAGUAUAUCCCCGCACCUCUGUUCAAAAAGCAGCCACCCCAGCAGUGGGUUACCAUGGCUACACAGCACAUGCAGCAAGUGCAGACCCUGAACCCACAUCAGGCCAGAGCACAGUUUCUGGGGCUGGUCAGUGCGUUCCCCAUGUUCGGUUCCUCGUUCUUCUUCAUCCACAGCAGCAGCUCCACCACUUUCUACGCCCCCUGUAUUGUUGCUGUCAAUCAACAUGGUCUCCACUUCCUCCACAAAAAUACACACGAGCCUAUGGGAGUGGUCCCCCUAGUGGAGGUGCAGUCCAGCCGCACCCAGAGGCCCACUGCUGGAACCAGUUACCCAUAUGUAGACCUAACGGUGGGAGACAUGAGCACACAGCGGGUCAUUCAACUGCAGCUAGAGCAGGGCCUGGAGUUGUGUCGAGUCAUCGCCAUGCAGGUGGAAAACAUGAUAUCUGUGCGGGAGAAGAGGCUCACCCUGCCACCCAGUGAAAUCACCAUGCUUUAACACCUGCCUACACACUCAAAUACAUCAGACAAAUCCCUUAAAAUGUCCUACCUCUUCUUGUCUUCAGGUGUUUGUGUGUCACACAUAAACUCAAAUGUGAAUGUAAAGUCUACUCUUGAUGAUUAUACUUCUUCAUCGGAACAUGAGAAGACAUUAUAAUUUAAUGUUUAUUUCAGGUUGGCACUUACUGCUGUAGUUUUGAAUCAUUCAAAAUGUAAGAUUUGGUUUCUGCACAGGUGUAAAGAUGAGCUGCGAGUAAGCUUCAUAGGCCUGUGCCUUCAGGGUUAAAAGAGUAUAUUGAUAUGAAACAUGUUUCUAUUUUUUUUACUGAUACUUUUCUCUAUAAAAAUGUUUGUGUAACAUUUGUUAAUGCUUCAUUAUUUUGUAAAGAAUAUUUUGUCAAAAUAAAUUUUGCAAGCAAUUUUAA